Molecule: messenger RNA, 1247 nt
Organism: Myotis davidii
Lineage: Eukaryota; Metazoa; Chordata; Mammalia; Chiroptera; Vespertilionidae
Gene: MCTS1
Product: malignant T-cell amplified sequence 1
Exons: 6
Coding region: 571-1119 (182 amino acids)
Biological process (GO): formation of translation preinitiation complex
Molecular function (GO): RNA binding
Source: RefSeq, a predicted model, not a curated record
GUCCGCUGCUCACAAAGGUGGUGGGGGUGGGAGGUGGGGAAGAGGGCGAGAGCAAAGAUCCUCUUUCUCUCUCCCCCGCCCCUGCCAUCCUUACCCCCUAAGGUUUUCUAUAGUACUAUGCUCUCACUCGCAACUUACAACACUUCUUUAAGCUUUCCAUCCCUAAUCCUCAGUCGGGUUUCGGUCCUCCCACCUUUAUUUUCUUUACCCUUACCGCCCCUCUUUCUCUUUUGCUCCCUCUCCCAAUACUAUUUCCAUUUCCAGGUUCUUCCAGUCACAUCCUUGCACUGUGAUUUAAGGGUAUAUCCUCUUUAGCUAAUAGGAGAGCCAUGCAUUCACCGCCGUCUGUUUAUUAGUUAUGAACUGAAUAAGGGAAGGCUUGACUUCCUGGGUCAUGGGAGUGAAGGAGUCUGGGUGACAGGAAGCAAGCGGGCUGUCAUGCCUAUUGUUUAGCUGCCAGAUUAACCUUGUCUUGAAAAGAGCGUGAUUGCUCCAUAGGCUAUUCAGUGUAAGGAAGACAAUUCCUUGGGAACCUAUCUUUUCGGUAGACGCAAAAAGCCAAGGGGAAACAUGGGCCAAGGAAGAUUUGAUGAAAAAGAAAAUGUGUCCAAUUGCAUCCAGUUGAAAACCUCAGUUAUAAAGGGCAUUAAGAACCAAUUGAUAGAGCAAUUUCCAGGUAUUGAACCAUGGCUUAAUCAAAUCAUGCCUAAGAAAGAUCCUGUCAAAAUAGUGCGAUGCCAUGAACAUAUAGAAAUCCUUACAGUAAAUGGAGAGUUACUAUUUUUUAGACAAAGAGAAGGACCUUUUUAUCCAACCCUAAGAUUACUUCACAAAUAUCCCUUUAUCUUGCCACACCAGCAGGUUGAUAAAGGAGCCAUCAAAUUUGUACUCAGUGGAGCAAAUAUCAUGUGUCCAGGCUUAACUUCUCCUGGAGCUAAACUUUACCCUGCUGCAGUAGAUACGAUUGUUGCCAUCAUGGCAGAAGGAAAACAGCAUGCUCUGUGUGUUGGGGUCAUGAAGAUGUCUGCAGAAGAUAUUGAGAAAGUCAACAAAGGAAUUGGCAUUGAAAAUAUCCAUUAUUUAAAUGAUGGGCUGUGGCAUAUGAAGACAUAUAAAUGAGCCUCAGAAGGAAUGCACUUAGGCUAAAUAUGGAUAUUGUGCUGUAUCUGUGUUUGUGUCUAUGUGUGACAGCAUGAAGACAAUACCUCUGUAGUUGUGCUGAAUAAAUUCAAAAGAUGCUAAAAUUC